AUGAUCCACAAUGAUGCGUCAAUGAUUAUUCGUCAAGUGAAGCGUUGUGGUCCGAUGCGCCCUCUUUUGUACCCUCUGACACCCCACCUGCAGGACCGCGCAUCCUCCCACCCACAUGUUUAUUUUUUAUCCUUCAUAUACAACUCAUUCAUUACGUCUCAUCUCAGAAUGUCGGAUAAUGAGCAACAGGAUGAAAAACCAUUUGCGGUUGAAAAAGCAAAAACUGGACGAGCUAAAUGUAAAAAAUGUAAAGCUGUUAUUGAAAAAGACACCAUAAGAAUUGCAAAAUUAGUAAAUAGUCCAUUUUCAGAAGGUAAAAUGAAAGCUUGGCAUCAUGUUGAUUGUUUAUUUGAUGUAUUUGCUAAACAACGAGCAACAACAAAAAGAAUUGAUGAUCCAGAAGAUGAUAUUGACGGUUGGAAUGAAUUAUCCAAUGACGAUAAAAAAAUCAUAACUGACAAAUUAAAUGAAUUUGAAAAUAACACGCCAUAUAAAAAUUUAAAACGUCAAUCAACUCAAUCACAAGCUGGACCAAGUUCAAAAAAAAAAAAGCCAUCAAAUGAUACAGAAAAAACUGUCGAUACAUCUGACAUAUCAUUAAAUAAAAAUGAAAAUAAAUCAUCAAAUAAUCCUGAUGACAGUUUUAGAUCAUUUCGAAGACUCUGUGUUGACAUUGCAAAUGCCAGUGCUUAUACAGAAAAAACUGCUUGUAUUAAAAAAAUGUUUCAAUUUGGAUCAAGCGAAGAUGGUUUUGAAGGCGACAUAUUGCUUUGGUGUAAAUUAUUACUUCCAAUGGCUACAAAGAGGGUUUAUCAUUUACAAAGUAAACAACUUAUUAAAUUAUUUUCACGUAUUUUUGGUCAACAUGAAGAUGAUAUGCUUGAAGAUUAUGAAAAUGGUGAUAUUGCUGAAACAAUUAUGAAUUUUUUGGAAAAAAAUACAGCUAUUCAAUAUGCAAAAAAAAGUAUUUUAACUUUACAAGAGGUUGAUAAUUUUCUAAAUGAAUUGACACAACUGACCACAGAAGAUACCCAAACAGCAAAAUUUAAAUCUAUCAUUAAAAGAUGUACACCAAAUGAUUUAAAAAUGAUUAUAAGAUUUAUAAAAAAUGAUUUACGAAUAAAAUGUGGUCCAAAGCAUGUUCUCGAGGCAAUUCAUGAGGACGCAUAUCGGACAUAUCAACAUUCAAACAAUCUUGAGGAGGUUGUAAAAAAAUUUACUAACAAGUCUGAAAUACGUGUGAGUUCAACAAGUGCAUCAACAUCGGUGUCUGGUAAAGGCAAAGUUGCAUUGAUGACCCCAGUUUUACCAAUGCUGGCUGAAGCAUGUAAAUCUGUUGAAAUGGCUAUUAAAAAAUGUCCAAAUGGCAUGCUAUCUGAAAUUAAGUAUGAUGGUGAAAGAGUUCAAGUACACAAAAAUGGAAAUAAAUUUAGUUAUUUCAGUCGUUCCCUUAAAUCAGUUAUGCCACAUAAGGUAACUGAUUUCGAAAAAUUUAUACCCAAGGCUUUUCCCAAUGGUGACGAUUUAAUUCUCGACAGUGAAAUAAUCAUGACUGAUCGAACAACUGGACAACUUCUACCAUUUGGCUCACUUGGUGGAAAAAAAACAAAAGACAAUCCAAAUAUAAAUGUUUGCAUAUUUAUUUUUGAUUGUAUUUAUUAUAAUGGAGUAGUAUUAUUGAACAAGACAAUGAAAGAGCGUCGAAAAAUACUGGAAAAACAAAUGACAAUAAUUCCAAAUCGUGUUAUGCUAUCAGAGGUUCAAGAGAUACAUGAUCCACAAGAUUUAUCACAAAUGAUUGCAAAAGUUUUACGACUUGGUUUGGAAGGAUUGGUACUGAAACCAACACAUAGUAUUUAUGAACCAGGCAAACGACACUGGUUAAAAGUUAAAAAGGAUUAUUUAUUUGAUGGUGCAAUGGCUGAUACAGUAGAUCUCGUUGUACUAGGAGCCUGGUAUGGAACCGGCCGAAAGGGUGGUAUGAAAUCAAUAUUUCUCAUGGGUUGUUAUGACGAAGAUAAUGAUAUUUGGCUAACGGUAACUAAGGUACAUUCUGGUCAUGAUGAUGAUACCCUUGCAAAACUACAAGAUCAACUAAAAGAUAUGAUUAAAAUAAGUAAAGAUCCAUAUCUUUUACCAAAAUGGAUUAAAGCCAACAAUCGAAUGGUUCCUGAUUUCAUUGCAAAAGAUCCAAAGACACAACCAGUUUGGGAAAUAACUGGUGCUGAAUUUACAAAUCAAGGUUGUCAUACUGCUGAUUCUAUAAGCAUAAGAUUUCCUCGUGUUACUAAAAUAAGAGAUGAUAAAAAUUGGUCAACUGCAACAACAUUAAAAGAGUUAAAAGUAUUAUUUUCAAAAAGUUCAGAUUCUAUUGAUUUUUCACUAUUGGCACAAUCAAGUGAUAAAAAAAAGAAAAAAACAACUUUAGAUCAUUUUUUAAAUAUAAACAAUGAUAAUUCAGUAGAUACUGAUGAACAAUGUGAAAAUAAAAAUAAUGAAAAUGAAAUUAUUGAUGUGGAAAAUUUAAUAAUGAACAAGAAAACGAGUAAUAAUAAUAGUAAAGCUGCUUUUCACGCAGUCAUUGAUAAUGAUUCAACUGGAAAUACUUCAAAUUGGAUUGAAGAUCGUAAACCAAUAAAUGCAUUGCCAGAAAAUGCAAAGCCAAGAUCUGAAAAAUGCGACACUAAAGUUAAACGAAAAGGAAUUUUGAGUAAAUUUUGUAUAAUUUUGGAUGAUGAUAUUCCAAUAAACAGACGAAAAGUUUUGAAGCAAAAACUCACAACUCUUGGAGCGGAAGUUGAAAAAAAAAAUAAUUCACCAUCGUCCAAUGUUACACACAUUAUUCAUGGAAUAAAUGAAAUUACUAUUUCAGAAUUACGAAUAUAUGAAUUACCGUUGGCGAAACACGUAACUGAAUCUUGGAUUGAUGCUAUCGAGACAACGUCAAUGUUGCAGAAUGAGAAACGCUAUGCCGUAACACUUGUUGGAGAAUAUUGCAGUUGUUCCUGUACUAAAAAAUAAUUGAAUAAAAAAAUAAUACAAACAUCAGGGAAAUAAAAAAAUUUUGAUAAUAAAUAACACAUAUAUUGAAUUAAAUUUUUGUACAACAUUUACACAAUGAAAAUGAAAAUUUUUCGAUUAAUCAGUAAAUUUAUUUGUGAACAAUUUCAUAGCAUUUAUUAUUGUUUCGAUUAGAAAAUAUACACAUGGGAAAUUUUUCUACUUACAUGUGACAUUUUUCUACAUUUCUAAUAAUUUUUUUUUAUUUAUUUAUAAAUAAAUAAUCAAGCUGUAAUUGUUGUUAUAUCCUCAGGUUAUAUUUUAAUUAUUUAUUAUCUUUUUUUUCGUUCAAAUAAACCAAUAAUUUGUGUUAUUAUUUUCGGUCAUAGUAAUUAAAUAAAAACCACAAUAUGCAUAUCAUUUUAUAAAAACAAUAAAAAUUAAAUAAUA
Messenger RNA from Aphidius gifuensis, 3450 nucleotides. RefSeq names its product DNA ligase 3 (gene DNAlig3). The transcript is spliced from 18 exons. Gene Ontology annotation, cellular component: DNA ligase III-XRCC1 complex. Gene Ontology annotation, biological process: double-strand break repair via alternative nonhomologous end joining; DNA recombination; DNA biosynthetic process. The record is from RefSeq and is a predicted model, not a curated record. Gene Ontology annotation, molecular function: zinc ion binding; DNA binding; ATP binding. Lineage: Eukaryota; Metazoa; Arthropoda; Insecta; Hymenoptera; Braconidae. The coding region runs from base 1 to 3021 and encodes 1006 amino acids.